AUGAAUCUUUUGGGAGCAGCAUUUAUUUUACUAAAUUCUCUCAUAUGUGGAACCUCGGCCGCUAGGCAGGAAUGUCAUAUUCCGGUGGACAGCUUAAGUGAAAGAAGCAAAGGUGUUAUCCUUAACAAGGAUGGAGAGGAAUUUUCUCUCAAAACACCGAAGUCAGGCGUUUUUAAAUGGAACCUCGAUGAGGAAAUAACAGUUGGUUGCCCGGAAGAUGUUUCAACAAAACCUUGCGAGGUACCUUCUACGAGAAUAGUAAUUGGCUGCGAAUCUUCAACUCAGCCGAGUGCAAAAGUAUCCGAUACAGUUUGUGGUCGAACUAAUGAGGGAAAACUGAUUGACGUGGGAUAUUCCAGUCCCGAUGGCAAGAUCGCUCCAUUCUAUCAGCUUUGCUUCGACGUUAAGAAGUGUUCUGUUAUCUACUCUAAGCACACACUGGAUGGAUCUGCCUUUUCAACUAAAAAAUCCAGAUUCAGGGCGCCAGCACCGAAAGGUUUAUCAAUUUGUGCUUCUUAUAUCAGUUAUUUUUACGAAGAAGCAUGGCAGGAUAGAAACAGAGAUUCGUGGGGACUAAGCCGAGAUCAUUAUUUUCAACGAGCUCCCUUGGUUCCGGAAGUUGAUGGUCCCGUGAAUUCCUGGAAGGGAUUCACUCAUGUUUAUGUUAAUGGUGCUCCUGGUUGGGAUACUGUUGUUGAUGGAAACUGGGCUAAAGUAGCUGAACAGGUCAAUACCUUGGCGCGGAAAAGUAAGAAAUCCUACAGCGUUUAUAGUGGAGUCGUUUAUCCGGAAAACAACAAUCAUCGGCGAUUUCUUGACCGGAACACAAAUGCUAUCGAAAUUCCCCAAUGGUUUUGGAAGGCAGUCAUUCAAGGUGAUGAAGGGAUUGUAUUCUUCGUGUUGAACGACAAAAAUCCUCCUUCAAAAGGGUCCAAACCGUUCUGUUCCGAUAACAAGUGCCAGAAGCUUGGAUGGCAGUUCGAUAAGGCAGAUCCAAAUGGAUUUGUUCAAUGUUGCAGUUAUGAAAGCGACGUGCAGAAAAUUCUUCCAGAAAGUUUAUGA
Messenger RNA from Uranotaenia lowii, 1062 nucleotides. RefSeq lists its product as uncharacterized. The transcript is spliced from 4 exons. Gene Ontology annotation, biological process: apoptotic DNA fragmentation. NCBI's taxonomy places the organism in Eukaryota, Metazoa, Arthropoda, Insecta, Diptera, Culicidae. Gene Ontology annotation, cellular component: mitochondrial inner membrane; nucleus. Bases 1 to 1062 code for a protein of 353 amino acids. The record is from RefSeq and is a predicted model, not a curated record. Gene Ontology annotation, molecular function: nucleic acid binding; single-stranded DNA endonuclease activity; RNA endonuclease activity.